AUGAUAGCAGAAAAAAAUACCAACAUAACUACAAUUGAGGAGGAUGAAAGAAACAAUCGUCUGAUUACAGCUGGUGGUGUAACUGGCAUCCAUGAUACUCUUGAGCCUGUGAUAGGAUACGCUGAAGAACCUUUGUUACCACUUCAUGAAGCAUGCGUACCAUUGUCCGAUAUUCUAUACAACCUAUCAUUCUACGUGGAAUUAGCACUCAGUGAAACACUGCAGGAGCCAUCGGAUGGAUUAACAGUCGACGAGAGUGCUGCGAUUCGUCUUUAUACUAUUGAAUGGGAAAAACCACAUCGAAGUCUCUAUUCAAUGCUUAAUUAUACUCUUAAAACUGCCUCACGUGAAGAACUUCGACCUUAUUUCAAGUAUAUGAAGUUAUUCUUGACUGCUCUUGUUAAGUUACCCUGUAUUCCACCAUUAACAGUUUGGCGAGGUGUAGCCAAAGACUUAAGUUCUGAGUUUCCACCAGGCACUCUUGUAACAUGGUGGGCAUUUUCUUCGUGUACUCAUGCACUGUCUGUAUUGGAAAAUGAUAUGUAUCUAGGUUCUGAAGGUGAUAGAACUCUUUUCUCAGUCGAAGCAAUCAAUGGUCGAACGGUGCAAGCUCACUCACACUUCGUUACGGAAGAUGAAAUUCUUCUUUUGCCUGGCACUUGCAUGGAAGUUCAAUCACAGUUUAGUCCUGCAGUUGGUCUUCAUAUUAUUCAUUUGAAACAAAUAAAACCAACCGAAACUCUUCUAGAGCCCCCAUUUGAAGGAGCUCUCCUCUAUCCACCUGAGAACAAGAAAACACCUUGGUACAAAAAGAAACGAACCAUACUUGAAAUAACUGUAAUUGUUAUAAUCUGCAUUGCUGGCAUGAUUGUUGGUGCAGUACUUGGUUCGAGACGACCAUCACCACCUUCCUGUACGUUACAUUAG
Rotaria sp. Silwood1 is the source of this 927-nucleotide messenger RNA. NCBI's taxonomy places the organism in Eukaryota, Metazoa, Rotifera, Eurotatoria, Philodinida, Philodinidae. The record is from the annotation of a GenBank genome assembly.